Messenger RNA from Mastomys coucha (southern multimammate mouse), 5019 nucleotides. It is a transcript of the gene Zc3hav1, whose product is annotated as zinc finger CCCH-type containing, antiviral 1. The coding region runs from base 378 to 3362 and encodes 994 amino acids. The transcript has 13 exons. Gene Ontology annotation, molecular function: NAD+ poly-ADP-ribosyltransferase activity; metal ion binding. The record is from RefSeq and is a predicted model, not a curated record. Lineage: Eukaryota; Metazoa; Chordata; Mammalia; Rodentia; Muridae.
CCUCAGGCUGAUCAAAACUCCACCGGAGCCUCACGAACGUCUUCGCUUCCUCUCUUCCUGGAAGCAGCCUUGCAGUCCCGAGCUCGGGGGUACCUCACGUCCAGCCUGCAAGCGAGGGUGCUACGGCGCAGCGGAUCUGCCCGCGUAACGUCGCUAGCUUCCCACUCGCUCUCCCGCGCGGCUGCCUUUAAAUCUGACCCCAGGACCUGGUCGGUGAGGUCUGGCCUGGUGACGCCACCGCUGGAGUUGGAAAGCGAAACCGCUCUGCUCUGCGAGCGGCACCGCCCGUGUCCGCCCCUGGGGCCGCGCGUAAGUUUCGAUUCUCCGUGAAGCCGAGUCCCGCGCAGCGGCCGGAGCAGCGACAGCCAUAGCGCGCCAUGACCGAUCCCGAGGUAUUCUGUUUCAUCACCAAGAUCCUGUGCGCUCACCGGGGCCGCAUGACCCUGGAGGAACUGCUGGGUGAAAUCAGGCUCCCCGAGGCGCAACUCUACGAGCUGCUGAAGACAGCGGGGCCCGAUCGCUUUGUGCUAUUGGAGACUGGAGACCAGGCCGGGAUCACUCGGUCGGUGGUGGCUACGACUCGAGCUCGCGUCUGCCGUCGCAAGUACUGCCAGAGACCCUGCGACAGUCUGCACCUCUGCAAGCUUAAUCUGCUCGGCCGGUGCCACUAUGCACAGUCCCAACGGAACCUCUGCAAAUAUUCUCACGAUGUUCUCUCGGAACAGAACUUCCAGGUCCUGAAGAAUCAUGAGCUCUCUGGGCUUAAUCAAGAGGAGCUGGCGGUCCUCCUGGUCCAAAGUGAUCCUUUUUUCCUGCCUGAGAUAUGCAAGAGUUACAAAGGAGAGGGCCGCAAACAGGUCUGCGGGCAGCCACAGCCGUGCGAGAGACUCCACAUCUGUGAGCACUUCACCCGCGGCAACUGCAGUUACCUCAACUGUCUCAGGUCUCAUAACCUGAUGGACAGAAAGGUGUUGGCCAUCAUGAGGGAGCAUGGGCUGAGCUCUGAUGUGGUCCAGAACAUCCAGGACAUCUGCAACAACAAACACACUCGCAGGAACCCCCCUGGCAUGAGAGCACCCAACCCACAUCGCAGAGGUGGGGCACACAGAGAGAGAAGCAAAAGCAGAGACCGCUUCCUUCACAACAAUCUAGAAUUGUUCUCAACUGUCUCACCUCUGGGAUCUGGUCCCCCUAGCCCAGAUGUCACCAGCUGUAAGGAUUCCCUGGAGGAUGUGUCUGCAGAAGUCACCCAGAAGUUCAAGUACCUGGGGACUCAGGACCGUGAACAGCUUUCCUUGGUCUCGUCGAAGGCUGCUGGUGUCCGAGGACCCAGUCCAAUGAGAGCAAGCCAGGAGUUUUCGGAGAAUGGGGAUCCAGAUGGCUUAUUUUCUAGGAAUCGUUCUGAUUCGUCCUCAAGUCGAGCCUCUGCUGCCAGUUUUCCUCUCGAUGCGGCACAAAGAAAUGAAGCCGUGGCCAUGAAAACAGGUGUGCCUUCUGGACACCUCAUGGAGGUCAAAGGCAAGAACAAGGUUCCAGACAUCGAUCACGUCCCACUUUUAAAUAGUUAUAUUGAUGAGGUGACAACGGAAGAAGCAACCAUCUCAGGAAUUCUGGGUCACAGGGCCACAGCCAACAGUCUGGAAGAAAUGAUAUUAUCUAGCAACCAUCAGAAGAGUGUGGCUAAGACCCAGGAUCCCCAGACCGCUGGCAGAAUCACUGACAGUGGCCAAGACAUGGCAUUCCUGCGUAGUAAAUAUGGAGAAAACUCAGCAUGGGCAGGUACACCUACCCAGAAUGGCCCAAAUGGCUCUAGUCAAAUAAUGGAUGAAAUGCCUAAUGUCUCUAAAAGUAGCCCCACUGGUUUUGGAGUAAAAUCAGCAGUUACUGGAGGAAAAGAAGCAAUCUAUCCCGCAGUUCAGAGUCUGAGAAACCAGGUCCUGGCUAUGCCAGGGGAGGCCACUACCCCAGUACAAGGCAGCAACAGGCUGCCUCCGUCGCCUCUGUCUUCCUCAAGCCACAGAGUUGUAGCCUCUGGGAGCCCUGGCAAGAAUUCCACCCAUGCCUCUGUGAGCCCAGCAAGUGAGCCCUCAAGGAUGACAUCAAGCCCUGCUGAGUAUCUCCCACAUUACAUCAUAACUCCUACAUCUCCUAGGAUGGAUGAUCAUGGCCCGAAGGAAAUCUGUCCGGACCAUCUGUACAAGGGCUGUCAACAGAGCGACUGCAACAAGAGCCACUUCCACCUGCCCUACCGGUGGCAGCUGUUCAUGUUUACCACUUGGAUGGACUUCCAGGACAUGGAGUCUAUCGAGCAGGCCUACUGUGAUCCCAAAGUUGAAAUCAUUUUGAUAGAAAAACAUCAGAUCAAUUUCCAGAAAAUGACUUGUGAUUCCUUCCGCAUCCGUCGCCUCUCCACUCCUUCACUUGGCAAAAACCCACCUAAUUCUGUCUUCGCCACCAAGUGGCUUUGGUAUUGGAAGAAUGAAUUGAAUGAAUAUAUUCAGUAUGGGGAUGAGAGCCCAAGCCACACCAUCUCUGACAUCAAUUCUACAUACCUGGAGUCUUUCUUCAACUUCUGUCCCAGGGGAGUUUUGCCGUUCCAUGCUGGCUCACAGAAUUACGAGAUAAGCUUUCAAGGGAUGAUUCAGACGAAUAUAGCUUCCAAGACUCAAAGACAUGUUGUCAGAAGGCCAGUAUUUGUUUCUUCAGAGGAUGUGGUGCAGAAGAGAAGAGGUCCAGACCAUCAGCCAGUGAUGCCCCAGGCAGAUGUUCUGACCCUGUAUUCUCCUCCCCAGAGGAAUACUAGCACUGUUCCUCCUAACGAAUAUGAGUUUCUAGAACUCCAUAGCCAGGAUAAAGAAUAUUUCACAAUAAGUGAACUGUUUAAAGCAUCCAUGAAACAUUUCAAGAUUGUGAAGAUAAAGAGGAUAUGGAACCAAAAGCUGUGGGACAUUUUUGACAGGAAGAAGCAAAAGAUGAAAAAUAAAAAUGAGAUGCAGCUGUUCAAAGCAGCAUGCCAUAAUCAUGUGGAUUACAUCUGUAAGAACAACUUCGAGUGGAUCCUCCAUGGAAAUCAGGAGACCAGAUAUGGAAAAGGAAAUUAUUUUGCAAAAGAAGCUAUCUGUGCCCACAAGAGUUGUUCAUAUGACACCAGAGGCACUGUCAUGUUCGUAGCCCGAGUCCUGGUUGGAAAUGUCAUUGAAGGAAAUAUAACAUUCAGUAGCCCUCCUGCGCUCUAUGACAGCUGUGUGGACACCAGGCUGAAUCCCUCCGUCUUUGUCAUUUUCCGAAAAGAACAGAUUUACCCAGAAUAUGUGAUUGAGUACGUGGAGUCAGAGAAAGAGAAAAGUUGCGUAAUUAGUUAGAAAGGACGAAUACCGUGCCAAAACCAAAUCAUCCCCAGACAAUGGAUAGGCUUUUACAUUCCCUUGCUCCAUUACCUAACGUCUUAAACCAGCUCCUUGCUUCCCCAACCCUUACACGUUGUUCCCGAGUCUAUUUUUUUUACCUCCCCUGUACCAGCCAUUCUGGUGUUCUUAUAGUCCUCCGUGUCUUUACACCUAAUUCAUUAGUUCUAGAUGAACUAUUCUGUCAGUUUUUAUCACCUGGUAGGCAAUAUCUGUUUUGUUUAGUAUUCAAAGUUCAAUUCGGGUAUAGAUUCUCCACAAAAUUACAUUAAUUUAAAAAUAUCAAAUUUACUAUAAUGUAAGAGGGAAAUAUAAGGUCAUAACUUCGGCACGACUUUAAGUACUAAGCCAUAAUAGAGUCGUCAGAUGCCUACACUUACCAUGAACCAGUAUGAGUUUGUAAGAAAGGAAUUGGAGGAACAUGAAAAAGCAGGGACAUGUGUAGACAUUAGAGUAAAAACUAACGAUACACGUUAUUUGCAAAUGUCAGCAACUAUCUGAACAUGGUAAGAACGAAAUACCUUCACUGAAAUAAAGAUACAGCACAACAGAACUUACAGAUUGUGGAAACAGCGAGGAUGAAGAGAUACAUUCUCGCAGACAAGCUGUAGGUCAUACACGAAUGUCUGAAGAGACAUUCAAAACUCGAAUAGGGCGCAGAGUAAUUUCUUAUUGUGAGCAGCUGCCCAGUGUAUGGAAAGAUGCAUAGUUGGCUCUCACAUGCUAAAUGCCAGUAGCGCCCUUCUUCGCCCGAAGUCAUGACAACCACAGACCCUACUAGACCUGCUCAUCCUUUUAAAGGUAGAUCUUUUAUAACAUCCUUUGCCAUCUUGAGAUGAUUUAUAGGUAAUAUAAUCUACAUUUGAGUUUAUUCGGACUUAAUUUAGUGCCCUACUUGUGUUAUAAUGGAAACUUAGAAGGUCAGAACUCUGUAAUGGACACAAAAAAUGUAAGUGCUCAGGCAUGACUACGCUAUCAGCUACGAAACACGUUAACGCUCACUAGGAAUAAGUUUGGCUUAAGAGUCCAGCAGGGACAACUUCCUGAGCUGAAUGAAGUACAGGAAAGAUGAAAGGGAUGCGUGGCGGAAUGCAGUAUUACGGCAUACCAUAGCAGAGUCUGUACCUAAUCUGUCUAUGGGGAAGGGAAGGGCGCAACUACUUUAAUUGAAAUGAUAGAUAAUAAGACAGGACAAAUUACAGUCUGUCUUGGAGGAAUCCAAGGAUUCUUUCUCAGACAAGUUGUAGGUCCCGCAUAAAUGUCCAUCAGGACAUUACACAGUCGUAAAGUUGCAGAACAGUUUGUGUGUGGGACUGACUCAUCCACACACAACAGGGCACUUGUUCUGCCUCAGGCUGCAUCUACUCAGUGCCCUUAAUAAACUUCAGAUACAAAACCAACAACUAUCAUUCUCUAGUAUACUACAAUGGGAACUGCUAAUCUAGUUAUUAAGAUCCAAGGCAGCUCUCUUGGAUCAAUUCAAUUGUUAUUUCUACUCUUUUACAACAGAAUAAACCAGAUCCUUGCCUCUCAAGCCCCUGAAUUUUAAAAAUCCUGUAUUCCUUGAUUUAUAAUCUUUUCUUGUUAGCUCAAUAAAGAGAAAAAAGUAAUUUGA